Molecule: messenger RNA, 5204 nt
Organism: Cynoglossus semilaevis (tongue sole)
Lineage: Eukaryota; Metazoa; Chordata; Actinopteri; Pleuronectiformes; Cynoglossidae
Gene: mmp24
Product: matrix metallopeptidase 24
Exons: 13
Coding region: 1593-3524 (643 amino acids)
Biological process (GO): proteolysis; collagen catabolic process; extracellular matrix organization
Cellular component (GO): plasma membrane; extracellular matrix
Molecular function (GO): zinc ion binding; metalloendopeptidase activity
Source: RefSeq, a predicted model, not a curated record
AGACCAGACCCCAGACUGGAUCAGUGGACCAGACGAUCAUCAGGAGUCAGGGACUCAGAGCUGCAGAAGACAAAUCAGGUCUAAGACCAGUGUGAGGAAAUCACCAGUCACAGAUGUAGAGUAUUUAUGGAUGGAUUUAUCAUAGGUUUAAGUCCCAAGACUGGAAUUUAACUUCAGACCAACAUUUGUGAAUAAAAGUAUGAACCACAUUAACAGUCAGUGACUCAGUGACAGACAAGAGUCUGAUGGAGAAUAAAGAAAUCUUUAAAGUGGAGUUUUCAUCUAGGAGCUUUAACCUAAGUCUAGGUCAAAGUUCACUGACCUUUUCUGAACCACAGAUCAGUUUCCUGUAAGACAAGGUGACAAACCAGGAGAACAUGAGAUGAUGUCCAAACAAAUGUAAAGGUCAUGAAAGUCAAACUCCUGUUCUCCACAGAGGGUUGAUCAGGUGAGGGACAGCUGUGAUGAUAGAACUUCAAAGGCAUUUGGACAUAAUUUGUGCCCUUUUGAUGAAUGAGAUCUAAUUAAAGUUAAAGUUUGAUGAGACAUGACUCUGAUGUGAUUGGAAAGUUGAUCAAUACUGGUCAGUGAUCAAUAUCAGCCUGUUAUUGUCAUCCUUUAUUCAACACAGGUUCCAAUUCCAACAAACAGAACUGUAUAUGGAACUGUUUUUAUGUUGAAGCUGAGGCUGCACUUCUCUGACCUUUGACCUUUAAAGAUCCUCCACAAAGACUUGACUCUGACAAGAGUCAAAGUUUAUAACAUUAGCUCAGACCAAAGUCCAUGGAGAAAAUCAGAGAAAAACCAACUGGUUCUAAACAUUUUAGGGGAAAAAAGAGUGAAAAACAGAAGAACAGAGUAAAUGUACACAACUGCCUAAAAUUUUACCACAUGACUGUACAUCUUCAUGAUGAUGAUGAUGAUGAUGAUUAUCCAUACUUCAACUGUCUUUUUUUUUUUCAGAAUGGCCUCCUGGAACCAUUGUUGGAGUCAUUGUUGGAGCCAUUGUUGGAGCCAUUUUUGGAGCCAUUUUGACUCUGUGUUGCAAGAAAAAAUGUUGUGGGAAAAAUAACUCCAAUGAUCCUAAACGGAAAACAAGUUCAGAAGAACGAUCAGCAUUGGAACUGGUAUCUAAAGCUCCUCCAUUCAUGAUGUUCACCCUGUUGGAGAUGAUUGCCUCUCAGGGAAGAGAACGCUCUGACUCCUAGCUCCUUGCUGCACUUCCUGAAGUGUUGUGUGUAGAUUACAGGCCUCAGACCCUGGCUGCUGUCGACAGCUCUGUCAUUAUAUUAGUUUCCUGCCUGAGCAGCGACAAAACUCUAAAGUUAAAGUGAACGCCGAGAAGGCCAGAAGUAGCCGUGAACCGCCAUGGUCGACUCAUCAGAGAUACGGUUUUCCACAGCUGCUCCUCUGCUCCCCACUGCGUCUGCGCAAUUAGAAACUCGUGGAGGAGGAAAACCAAUAGAGUAAAGGAGAAACCAGUCACAGAGAGAGGGAGAGGGAGAGAAAGGAGGAGAGAGGAGAGGCACGGGGAUGAAGCAGGGGCUCACACAACAUCUACUGUAAACAAGCUCCAGUCUGGAAAUCAGUAGAUGAGAAGAGAUCCAGGGGGGGGGGGAGAGACCGGGGACAGAGCCAUGGCUACGGGACGAGGUGGGGGUGAUGGAGGAGCAGAGAGGAGAGGGAGGACAGGACUCCCUGGACGGUGCUGGAAAACCUGCUAUUUUCCCAUUGUGUUGUGGCUGGUGUCUGUUUGUGGGGAGGAGAAGACGUUCAUCGUGGAGGUAAACACGGCGAAGCGCACGCACACACACACACACACACAAACAUCAAAAGAGAACAGAGGCAGUGGUGUGUUUGUGUUUAUGUCCUCCUCUGUUGGACGUUCAUGCUUCAUCAUCAUCUCUGUUUCUUCCAUAGUCUUUGUUUUCUUCCUCUUCCUCUCAUGUCUCAGGUGGAUGAGGAGACCUCGCUGUGGCGUUCCUGAUCUUCCUCACAGCAGCAGACCAUUGAGGAACAAACGCUACGCACUGACAGGACAGAAGUGGAGAGAAAAGAAGAUCAGCUACAGCAUCUCUAACUUCACUCCUAAAGUGGGGGAGAAGGACACCCAGAGAGCCAUCAGACAGGCCUUCAACGUGUGGCAGGUCGUCACUCCGCUCUCUUUCCAGGAGGUCCCGUACGCGCAGCUGAAAAGCGAGGGCAAAGAAGCGGACAUCAUGAUCUUUUUUGCCUCCGGUUUCCACGGUGACAGCUCUCCCUUCGACGGCGAGGGGGGUUUCCUCGCACACGCCUAUUUCCCUGGCGCUGGCAUUGGAGGCGAUACACACUUUGACUCUGACGAACCCUGGACGCUGGGCAACGCCAACAACGACGGUAAUGAUCUGUUCCUGGUGGCGGUCCAUGAGUUGGGUCACGCCUUGGGUUUGGAGCAUUCCAACGAUCCUAGUGCCAUCAUGGCUCCAUUCUACCAGUACAUGGACACACACAACUUCAAACUGCCUCUGGACGACCUGCAGGGCAUUCAAAAAAUCUAUGGUAUCCCCACAGCCAUGCUGGAGCCGACCAGACCUUUGCCCACCUUACCUGCUCGACGGACCUACCCCACCUCUGAGCGGAAACACGAGCGGCCCUCGCGCCCAGGUCGCCCCUCCGGUGACCGCCCCGCACUGCCCGGAAACGGUAAACCCAACAUCUGCGACGGAGACUUCAACACAGUGGCCUUCUUCAGACGAGAGAUGUUCGUCUUCAAGGACCAAUGGUUCUGGCGCCUGAGGAACAACAAAGUUCAGGAGGGCUAUCCCAUGCAGAUUGACCAGUUCUGGAAAGGUCUGCCUCCUCGCAUCGAUGCCGCCUACGAGAGACCUGACGGCAGAUUUGUUUUCUUUAAAGGUGAUAAGUACUGGGUGUUCAAGGAGGUGACGGCAGAGCCCGGUUACCCUCACAGUCUGGUGGAACUGAGCAGCUCCCUGCCCAAAGACGGCGUUGACGCAGCACUGCGCUGGGAACCCAUGGGGAAAACCUACUUCUUCAAAGGAGACCAGUACUGGAGGUACAACGAGGAGAAGCAGGACACAGAUCCGGGGUAUCCUAAACGCAUCGGAGUAUGGAAGGGAAUUCCGGACUCACCGCAGGGAGCUUUCAUCAGCAGAGAGGGCUACUACACCUACUUCUACAAAGGCCAGGAGUACUGGAAGUUUGACAACCAGAAGCUGACUGUAGAACCUGGAUAUCCAAAGUCCAUCCUCCGUGACUGGAUGGGCUGUGAUCCGUCCGACGUGGACACAUCGCCGGGCAGCGGUAACCGUGGAGACCGACAGCUGCCCCUGGACGACGUGGACAUCAUGGUGGCGAUCAACGACGUCCCGGCCACAGUCAACGCCAUUGCCGUGGUGAUCCCCUGUAUCUUGUCACUGUGUAUCCUGGUUCUGGUUUACACCAUUUUCCAGUUCAAGAACAAAGGAGGGCAGCAGAACACAAUGACCCCGGAAUACUACAAAUACCCCGUACAGGAGUGGGUAUGACGGCCACUGCUGCCCCCGCAGGCCACUCUAUCAGACUGAUGCUGAAUGCUUACUGGACUUAGGAGUCAGUGUCGGGGACACCGAUCAGAAACUCGUGCCUGCUCUGUGACAGAGUUCACUGAAAAACACAAACACAAAAAGACAGCAGUAGAUGUUCUCACUCUUACCCAAGUCAGAGAGGUGGAGCGGACACUGAACUUUGUCUCCGUCUGGAUCCAAGCUCCACACAACCUUCUCAGUGAUUAAAAAUUAAAAAAAGGAAAAAAACAACAGGAAGAAAAAGGAAAACAAACCUCAGAAACUGAGUUUGGUCUAGAUCAGCCGGUUAGUCCGUAAAGAUAAACAAAGAAAAGUAGGUUAAAAAAGGCCAUAAAAUAAAAGCAGGGGUCUCUUUAAGAAGACUCACUCUUAAAACUCUUUAUCGCUUACGCCAUCACACAUCAGCUCUACUCCUGAUGAUGUCAUCGCCCGGAUCUGACCCUUGGUAUAAACAGUAACCAGACCAGACAUUCAGACUCUUUGUUGGACCUAAGAUUAUCACUAUCUCCAGGUUGAAAUGCCACCAUCAAUCACUUUCAAACACUUCUACAGCCAGUCAGGAAGCUACGUGAACAAGCUCCACCCACAUGGUGCUAAUGCUCUCCGACAGUCCCACACUCAUAUAUGAACUGUUCCUGCUACUAUGUGAGUUUGAAAUACAACUACACUGACAACCUGGUUUCCCAAAGUGAAGGAUUUGGAACCAGCACCUGUUUUAGCUCAAGCUACAGCUUUUUCUCCUCCUUCUUUUCUCCUCUUUCUUCUUCUUCUUCCUCCUUAGGUUCAUACAGAACUGAUGGACUGAAAACACCAUCUUGCAGAUAUUGACAGUUGUGUAGUUGAGUGCGUUAAAACCCGAUCUUUAAAUAUAAAUUUGCCAAAUCUAAGCUCAGACACCAGAAACCAAAAUAGGAAUCUUUUAGCACGUAUUUAUGGAUUCUUAUUUGACAUGUGGUUAAUCAUUUGAAUUCCCUUAGUUUUUCAUUUAAUAAUAAUAUUAAUUAAAAAAUUUAAUUUAGAUUUAAUCCUUAGAUUUAAUCCUUUCGAUAACUUUAUUUUUAUAACCUUUUUGAAAUGUAGCUACAGUUUUAUUUGUAAAAGGAAAAAAACAAAUUCGUCCAGAUCAGAUUCUGAUGGCAUUUAGAUAAAAUGGUGAAGGUUGGGUUUUGAUGGUGUUGAGUCUGAAACAGCUAGAGUGAAACAUUAGGAUCAAUAAUCAGUGCUUUGCGGCAGAUCUGUUAAGCUGUAAAGAUCAGUUCAGCUUCCAAACAUUUGUUAAGGCUGUGUGUAGAGAGGUGAAUCGUCAGCGUAGAGAGUGAGAACAGUCAGAAGAUCUGCACAAAAACAGUGGUGAAAAUGAAGAAAAAUCAGUCACUAUGGGAAAAAAAAACCUGCCAACUUCAGCCACUACAUGACAGUUAAUCACAUACAGAAAAGAACGUGAACACAGAGGAAUGUUUCACUACAUGUUACUGAAUGUUCCAGUGAUUUCUUUUAUUUUGAAUAUUUUGUUAUUUACACAUAAUGCAUUACAAUUGUUGUUGUUGAAUCGUUUGUUGAUAUUUGAAAAGGUGAAUGAAUUCACGGGAGUAGCAAAGUAAAAGUCAAAUAAUAAUAAACCUUUGGAAUAAUUGAUGACGA